AUGGAGCCUAUGACUGAGAGGGAGGAGGAGGAGGAGGAGGAGGAGGAGGAGGAGGAGGAGGGGGAGGAGGAGGAGGAGGGGGAGGAGGGGGAGGAGGAGGAGGAGGAGGAGGAGGAGGAGGAGGGGGAGGAGGAGGAGGAGGGGGAGGAGGAGGGGGAGGAGGAGGAGGGGAGGAGGGGGGGAGGGGGGGGGGGGGGGGGGGGGGACGGACGCAGCAGGAGCAGGAGGAGGAGCAUCUAUCUCCCUGUGACACAGGCCAGUGUGGACCGUGCAGUAGUUUUGGCCUCAGUGUAA
Knipowitschia caucasica is the source of this 294-nucleotide messenger RNA. The record is from the annotation of a GenBank genome assembly. Lineage: Eukaryota; Metazoa; Chordata; Actinopteri; Gobiiformes; Gobiidae.